Rosa chinensis is the source of this 1347-nucleotide messenger RNA. Its product is annotated as MATH domain and coiled-coil domain-containing protein At3g58250. NCBI's taxonomy places the organism in Eukaryota, Viridiplantae, Streptophyta, Magnoliopsida, Rosales, Rosaceae. Gene Ontology annotation, molecular function: protein binding. The transcript has 5 exons. The record is from RefSeq and is a predicted model, not a curated record. Bases 354 to 1289 code for a protein of 311 amino acids.
UUAGUAUUGUUACUAAAUUCUUGACCAGAAUUGUGCCCUUGGAAGAGAAGGAAUCAGUAAGAUGUACAAGCAGUGUCAUACAAGAUAUCGGAUUUGAAGGUUGUGGUGCUCUCGGCGUCUAAGCCCGCAUUGGAGUUCUCCGCCUGCCGCAGUCUCAACUUGAACACUGUUUUAGUCCAACACUUUUGACCGAAAUCUUCCUCUGGAAUCGGUCUCACUUGCUGCUUUAAUAUCGAGUUCUCAACCUUUAAGGUACUUUCCUCUGACUAAUUGGCAGUUAAGGCACUAAUUGGCAUUCAUUUCUCUCUCUCUCUCUCAGUCACUGUGUGUUCAACCAUUGGCAGUUAAGUAGAAUGGGGAAGAAUGAAGAAAAUGAUCUUCAAUCAGGAACUUUUACAUGGAAAAUCGAUGAAUUCUCCAAGUUGAAUGCUGACAAGUGUUAUUCUGAAGUUUUUGUUAUUGGCGGUUUCAAAUGGCGGGUCUCUCUAUAUCCAAAGGGGAACACAGUAGAAAACUUCAUAUCCAUGUAUAUGGAGGUUGCAGAUUCCUCAACAUUGCCUUCUGGGUGGACUAGAUAUGCCAAAUUCAGUUUGACCUUGGUUAAUCAACUUGAUAGAAUCCUGUCAAUCACUAAAGACACUGAGCAUGAGUUCAAUGCAAAUGAGAAUGACUGGGGAUUCACGAGAUUCACGCCUUUAAGUGAGAUCCAUGAAAGAGAUCUUGUGAAUGAUAUUUGUAUUGUUGAAGCCAAUGUUUCAGUUCGUAAGGGUGAUAUUAAAAUCAUAGACAAUGAAACUGGCGAGCUUAUGGAUUUUAAGGGUUUAGGACGAAUAGAGUUAGCUUUUCAUCCACUGCUAGAGGAAGUAUGUUUGUUGCACCCUUCUUUGAUUGAGUGCCAACAGAGGAGGAGUCGUACAUUUGUCGAAUGUGCAUUCACAACAUUGGGCCGACUCUUACAUUUCCUAAAGACUACAAAGGUGAAGGAUUUGAACCAAGAUGGCUAUGAGAGGCUUCAAAUUUUAUGGGAUGAGCUCGAAAGCUUCAAGUUUGACUUGACUUGGCUGCAGCCUCAUGUUCAAUCUGUUUUUGGUAUGAAGAACAUGACCGGAAGAGUUGAUAGAAUGAGAGAAGAUGUCAAUGUUUUGGAGAGUGAAAUCAGGAGGCGGAGGGCUAUGCUAGCAGCUGCAGAGGUUGACCUUGAGAGAGCGAAAGAAGAUUUGGUAAAGGCAGAACAAGGGUUUAAAAAGAUAGGUGAUGUGGAUUGUGUAAUAGACUAUCCGUUGGCUUGAAUGUAGAAUUCAAAUUCUCUCUGUUCCGAACUAGUUUGUUAAUGCUAUGUUUGCACUG